Molecule: messenger RNA, 3190 nt
Organism: Pantherophis guttatus
Lineage: Eukaryota; Metazoa; Chordata; Lepidosauria; Squamata; Colubridae
Product: solute carrier family 22 member 15-like
Biological process (GO): transmembrane transport
Cellular component (GO): membrane
Molecular function (GO): transmembrane transporter activity
Source: RefSeq, a predicted model, not a curated record
GCAGAGGGCGCCGCGAGCGUUCUUUUUGAAGCCGCCACCUCAUCCACCACCGGAAAGCAACGGCAGAGGAGAGGAGAGGAGAGGCGAGGAGAGAAGCGAGCUCAGCGCUCCCCAGAGCCCGCCCGUGACGGGGAUGCAGCGUGGUGACCCGACGGAGCCAUGGAUCUGGAUGAGGCUUUUGGGUUGGUGGGGGAGUUCGGGCCCCAGCAGAAGAAGCUCGCCGCCUUCCUGGUGCUGCUACAGGUGUUUGUUGCCUUUCAGUCUAUGCUUAUUGUUCUCGUGGGAGCUGUGCCAGAAUAUCAUCUUGACCAAGAAGGAAUUCUGACUAGUGCAGAAGCUCUUGCAAAACACGUCAGGUUUACCAGUAACUUCACUUCUAUAGCAACAGAGUGGUAUUUAAUCAAACAUGAAGCAUACAAAGUGAACCUAGCCUCAUCCUUGUAUUUUGGUGGGUUACUUAUUGGAAAUAUACUGUUUGGCCCAUUGUCAGAUAAAUUGGGCAGAAAGCCUGUAUAUCUAACAGGGCUUUUUUUGGACGUCAUUUUUGGAUACGUUUCCGCAUUUGCUCCAAAUUAUGAAAUAUUUGCAGCAUCACGCUUUUUUGUUGGAAUUACAAAUGGCGGCAUGUCCUUAGUGUCUUUUGUUUUGACACAAGAAUAUGUAGGAAAAUCUUUCUGGGCAAUGACAGGUUCAUUGACAAAUUUGACCUUUGCAUUUGGCAUAGCUGUUUAUGCUUUACUGGGGUAUUACAUAAGAGACUGGCGUCUUCUUGCCUUUGUGUCAAAUUCUCCAGGAGUUUUCUUCUUUCUUCUUUCUUUCAUGCUUCCUGAAUCACCAAGAUGGUUAUAUUCUCAAGGCAGAGUAGCAGAAGCAGAGCGUGUACUGCAAUACAUUGCUCUCCACAAUGGGAAAGACAAGGUGGUGGUAAAACUGAAGCCAUGCAAAGGAGUCAUAAAGAAGGACGAUUCCACCCCUGGGCUCCUCAACCUGGUUACGCAUCCCGUCCUUCGAUGGCGCACGGUCAUUUUGAUGUAUAUCUGGUAUGUGUGCAGCUUUGUAUAUUACGGUUUAACACUGAAUGCUGGUGAAUUAGGAGGAAAUCUUUAUUUAAAUGUGGCUCUUUCUGGUCUUGUAGAAGUUCCAGCAUUUCCACUCUGCAUGUUUUUCAUUGAGAAAUCUUGGUCGGGAAGACGUAAAAGUACAGCUACUUUUUUGAUAUUUGCGGGCCUUGCUUGUGUUUUUACCAUGUGCUUACCAGAAAAUAACAGCAGAUUUUUCUUCAGUCCCAGAAUUUUGGCUUUAUAUGGGAAAUUGACUGUAAGUGCUGCCUUCAACAUCGUAUACAUCUAUACUUCAGAGCUGUAUCCCACAGUAGUAAGAAAUGCUGGUUUGGGUGUAUGCUCAAUGAUUUGUAGGUUUGGAGGAAUUUUGGCUCCAUUUGUUCCUUCCUUGAAAUCUCUUGGUCCAUCUGUACCAUUUGGAGUCUUUGGAAUCAGUGGAUUAUCAGCUGGUUUUUUGACUCUUCUACUUCCAGAAACCCUGAACAAACCAAUUGCAGAAACUAUUGAAGAUUUGCAGAUGCCUGUCUAUCAAAUACUUAAAAACAAAAAGGCAGAGUAAAUCAGUUAGAAGAAAACUUUUAGUUUUGCAAAAAAUAUCUUGGUUGAAAAUUUCAGUUGUUGAAGUAUGCUGCCAUCAAGAUUAUCACUUUGCGACAUUCAAACCUAUUUUCCUAUUUCCAGAAUGAUCAAUGUCUCAUGUAAACAUAACUUGUGAAGAUGUGGAGAGGGAGAGGUAAAAAUUAAUGAGAAAAUUUAAUGGCCUAAAUCAAUUUUUCAAAUGCUGUAUACUGAGUGUUUUAAAACAUUCAUCAUUACUUGUGGUUUCAUUUAGUAAACAGAUAGGAUAAUUAUUCUUUAAAUGUAUAAAUUAUUGGGGAUUUGAUUACAAUUCUAAAUAAGCAGUCAGAAAAAUGACCAUUAAUUGUGUGAUAUUCUGGGCUCAGCAUAUUGGAAUUAAUAUUACAUUGAUGCUUAUAGUAUCUUCAGAUUGGAAGAUUUUUCAGACCUGGAAUAUGCCAUUUUGCUUUGGCUCUUAAUUUUUACAGAAUCUUGUUGCCAAUAUUUUUAUAUUAAUGAUUUUGGAUGGUCUACCAUAUUUAUAAACACCAAAGAACUGGUGAUUUGUUACUGUUUUAACAGUUGUUGCAAUAUACACCAUAUGUAAUCUGAAAUUAAAAUUAAAGAGACUGUAUCUCCUCGCUAGGUAAGUAUCAGAUUGUAGGAUUUAUGUUUAGCAGGUGUCAUUUUUAUAUACCCAAAAAACAAAAUAGAUAUUGAAUCUAAAAAUCUGCCAGAUAUGAAAAGCUCUGUUCUGAAGUCCUUUAGCAUGGAAAAAGAAAAUCAUCACUCCAAAAAAUUAUUUGUCCAUGAAACUUCAAAAACUCCUGCAGAAACAGAAGGGUGAGAAAUGGAUUCUGCAGAACUGACCACAAUAUAAUAAUAUACUGGCUCCUGCACACUAUGAGCACCUGAGGCCUUACAUACACCUCUUUUUCUUUGAUGUGUAGGUCCUUGAAUGUAACACUUGCCAACUCAGUUUCUUGUCAUUGUCUGUUUUUCAUUUAUGAGGGAAAAUGUAGAAGCUAAAAUGAAUUUUUGACAAUCUGUUAUCCCCAGGCCAUAGUUGGCUGUGUUGAGGACUUAGACAAACUUCUUUCAGAUCAUAUUUUCCUCUGGAUGAGAUUCAUGUGGCAGUUACAGAUCAUGAUUUAAAAUUUACAGUCAAUUUAAAAGGAAACAAAAAAAAAAACAUCCCAGGCUUAAUGAAGUAUAGCCUAUUUUGGCUUAAAUACUAUAUAUUUUCAGUGCUCUCUAGUAAAAUGGACCAUUUUUAUAACUUGGAGGUAAAAUAUAUUUGAUGGAAUUAUUCUAGAUGUCGGUGUGUGCCCUUCUAAACAUAAACAUAAAUGAUUAGCUUUUAUAUCUGAUACUGCUUGUGAUGGAAAACUUUAUAAAUUAUAUUUUUAUAAUGAAAUGGAAUAUGAAAUACUAAAAAGAAUAUUUUUCCUAUGGAAGCAAAAGUGAAUUGUGAAGGUAGCUUUUCCUUUUACAAAAAGUCAUGAUGCAUUCUGUCCUUUUAUUUCAAUUAUGUAGAAAAUGGCUAAUAAAUGCUGUGGUUUCAUACUGUC